Messenger RNA from Lagenorhynchus albirostris (white-beaked dolphin), 3136 nucleotides. It is a transcript of the gene CLMN, whose product is annotated as calmin. The coding region runs from base 27 to 3101 and encodes 1024 amino acids. Gene Ontology annotation, cellular component: meiotic nuclear membrane microtubule tethering complex; cytoplasm; nuclear outer membrane. Gene Ontology annotation, molecular function: actin filament binding. The record is from RefSeq and is a predicted model, not a curated record. Gene Ontology annotation, biological process: nuclear migration; negative regulation of cell population proliferation. The transcript has 14 exons. Lineage: Eukaryota; Metazoa; Chordata; Mammalia; Artiodactyla; Delphinidae.
CGCCCCGGCCCUGCUGCCCGCGCUUCAUGGCUGCGCACGAAUGGGACUGGUUCCAGCGCGAGGAGCUCAUCGGACAGAUCAGCGACAUCCGAGUCCAGAACCUGCAAGUUGAGAGGGAGAAUGUGCAGAAGCGGACUUUUACUCGAUGGAUAAAUCUGCACCUGGAGAAGUGCAACCCACCUCUAGAAGUUAAAGAUUUAUUCGUUGAUAUACAAGAUGGCAAAAUCCUGAUGGCUUUGUUAGAAGUCCUGUCUGGGCGAAAUCUGCUGCACGAAUACAAGUCCUCAUCCCAUCGUAUUUUUCGGUUGAACAACAUAGCGAAAGCGCUUAAGUUUUUGGAAGAUAGCAAUGUGAAACUGGUCAGCAUCGACGCGGCAGAAAUAGCAGAUGGCAACCCCUCUUUGGUUCUUGGGCUGAUUUGGAACAUCAUCCUCUUCUUCCAGAUUAAAGAACUCACCGGCAACCUCAGCAGAAAUUCUCCAUCUUCCAGCCUGUCACCCGGCUCGGGGGGCACAGACUCAGACUCCUCCUUCCCACCCACGCCCACUGCAGAGAGGAGUGCGGUGAUAUCGGUGAAAGACCAGAGGAGGGCCAUCAGGACACUGUUGACAUGGGUGCAGAGGAAAACAAGGAAGUAUGGCGUGGCGGUGCAGGACUUUGCAGGCAGCUGGAGAAGCGGGCUGGCUUUCCUGGCAGUGAUCAAGGCCAUCGACCCCAGCCUGGUCGACAUGAAGCAGGCGCUAGAAGACUCCAUGCGGGAAAAUCUAGAGAAGGCUUUCAGCAUCGCUCACGACGCCCUUCACAUCCCCAGGCUCCUGGAGCCAGAAGACAUCAUGGUUGACACGCCAGAUGAGCAGUCCAUCGUGACUUACGUGGCUCAGUUUCUAGAACAUUUCCCGGAGUUGGAAGCCGAGGAUUUUGCGGAUUCCGACAAAGAAGCCCCUAUUGAAUCCACCUUCGUCCGCAUCAGAGAGACCCCUUCUGAACAAGAGAGCACCGUCUUCCUUCUGACUGAGAACGGGGAGCGUGCCUACACCGUCAACCACGAAACGAGCCACCCGCCACCCUCCAAAGUCUUCGUCUGUGACAAGCCUGAGGGCUUGAAGGAGCCCUGCGUUGCCAGCCGGGAGCUGGCAGACAGCUGCUCUGAGUUCACGCACGAGAUCGUUGACCAGGUUCUCCACGGGGUCCCCGGGAAGAUCAACAGCACCGGCGAGCUGGCUCUAGAAUCUUCCAUCUUAUCAUCCAGAAAGGACAGCCAGAGGUCCACCUCUCUGCCAAUCAAGAAAACUGUGCACUUUGAGGCUGACACCUACAAGGAGGCCUCCUGCAGUAGGGACCCUUUCCACAGUCCAGACCUUCGCUUCAAAGGAAGCCCAAGAGAGACCAAGGAGUUGUCCAAGCAGGACGGACAGGUCUGGGCGGCUGAGGUUGCCGAGGAAACACCGAAACAGGAGGCCCCGGAGGUCCUGGAAGCAGCCUCCAGUGAGGCCCCCAGCGACGUGUCUUCAGUGGACGAUAAGGUCAGUCAUCCUCCGACUUCCCAGACCUCUCCCUCCUGGAAUGGGGCGUCGGAGAGGGCAGCUGGCCCAGGGGAAGAGGGCCGUUCCCCGUCAUCCCUGGGAGAGGAUACCGUUGUGGCCGAUUCCAUGGAGAUCGAGGUUAAGGUGCUGACUGUCGAAGCUAUGGAUAAGGAAGACCCUUUCGAAGGCAUACCAUUAAAAGCCUCGAAAUUUAACAGCAACCUCGUAGGUUUUCCCUCCACCAGCCAGGCUUUCCACGAGGUUCCUUCGCCUCAUGAGAAAAAGCCUGCCGAGGAGGAGGUGUCCGAGGACCGUGCUGAGAAGUUGCGUAAAAGGAGAGGUAAAUCUGCCCACAGGAAGACAGAUUUGGAUGAGCCCCCCGUGAAGCCCAACCAGCAGGAACCUCACGAGGACCCUGGACCAGAAGACCGAGGCUCUUCUUUGGAGGCACCGGUGGAUAAAAAGCCAGAAGUGUAUGAAAAGGCCAAGCACAAGUCCCCCCGGCGCCGUCGGGGUGAGGAGGAAGGGGAAGCCGAGGGCCCACGGGGCCUUGGGGGAGAGUUGCCUUCCAGUCCAGCCAACAGCAGCCGCAGCUUGGAGACCCUCCGCAGCCCCAGCGACGAGGGCCUGGAUUUCGAGCCGUCUCCACCGCCCUCCAGGAUCUCCAUCAUCCCCCACGACCUUUUCUACUACCCGCAUUACGAGGUCCCCCUGGCUGCGGUUUUGGAGGCUUACGCAGAAGGCGUGGAGGAUUUGAGAAACGAAGAAGUGGACCUCGAAGAGCCAGAGGGGUAUCUGCCGGACGCGGGGGCCGGGGAGGCCGAGGCCUCCCAGAGCAGCUGCAGCUUCGCCGGGCGGGGCAAGGGCCACCCCCAGGCCAGCGUCGCGGAGGAUGCCGGACCAGCCUCGGAACCCAGCCCCCCGUCCCCGCAGGAGGACCACCAGCCAAGUGAGGAUGCAGAGAGUGUCCCCAUGCAGGGCCACCAGUGCCAGGAGUUUCCAGACUCGGAAAACUUAGCAAACCCAUUAGAAGAAAAGGUAAUGGAAGAACCGAUCAGCACUAAAAAAAAGGAAAAAAGAAAACAUGUGGACCACGUAGAAAGUUCAAUAUUUAUAGCACCCGGAACUGUUUGCUCCUCAGAUGACCUGGAAGAAGACACCUGUGACCACAAAGUCCUUUCCAGGACAAGUCACAGUGACUCCAGCAUUUACGUUCGACGGCAUGCUAAUAGGUCUUUGGAACCGGAUCAUUUUAGCCAUGUUCAGUUGAGGAACGCAGCAGAUCAGGAUGACAGAAGAAACCAAAUGUUAACCAGGUACAAUACUCAGAAGCUCACUGAGCUGAUGUUACAGUUUUAUGACAUCAGAACAGACAUGAAGAGGGAAUGCACACAUGCCAGGAUGUCUAUGAAAGCCAACAGCUCGGGCGAAGCCAGGACGCAAGAGACCCACAGCCCAGAGAGCGACUCGCUGAUGCAGUUCGUCCAGCAGCCAGACGUGAUGUACUUUAUCCUCUUCCUCUGGCUCCUGGUUUAUUGCCUGCUGGUCUUCCCCCAGCUGGACCUCAACGGACUCUGAUGCAUGCGUCUGCAUAAUAAAAAGACAGGAUCCUG